AUGAAGCCCACAAACUUCCUCUUCAACAUUGCCCUCACCGCCGCCACUCUCUCUUCCCUCGUCACCGCAUGGCCCGGCCUAGCAAACCUCCAAAAAGACCUCAACAAGCGCCUUCCACAAGUAGCCCCCGCCGACGACGGUGACGGCGACGGCUCCGCCACCGGCGCCGGCGAGCUCAUCGGCGACCUCAAGAACGGCAUCACCACGCCCGUCGGCCAAACCAUCGCCAACAUCCUCACGGGCAAAGAGACCGGCCAGAGCGCCGCAACCUACAGGAUCCCUGGCCUGCCCGGCACCAAAGCCUGCAAAGCCGACCCUUGCUGCAUAUGGGCACACAUCUCGUUCGACCUCACCCUCGCGUUCCGCGGCCCCAGCGGCCGCUGCAACAGCCUCGCGCGCCAGGCCAUCCGUCUCGGUUUCCAUGACGCGGCUGCCUGGUCCAAGACCCGCGGCGGUGGAGGUGCGGACGGCAGUAUCGUGCUCUCAGGGUCCGAGAUCAAGCGGCCCGACAACAAAGGGUUGGAAGGCAUCGUCGCGAAGGCGUGGGCGUUGCAGAAGAUCUUCGGCCCCUUCGGCGUCGGCAUGGCAGAUCUGAUCCAGUUCGCCGCCAACCAUGCCGUGGUGACCUGCCCGCUAGGUCCCCGCACGCGGACAUUCAUUGGACGCAAGGACGCGCCUGCUGGAAUCGCGGCGCCAGAUGGGCUGAUGCCUGAUGUCAACUCGGAUGCUAGCACCCUCAUCAAGCUGUUCGAGGAUAAGACGAUUACGCCGCACAUGCUUGCUGCAUUGGUGGGCGCGCACACCACGAGCCAGCAGUUCUUUGUGGACCCGAAGAAGGCCGGCCAGCCGCAGGAUGGCACUCCUGGUGUCUGGGAUACGCUGUUCUACAGCCAGACGAUCAGCGGUACGCCGGACAAGGUGUUCAGGCUCAAGAGUGAUAUGGCUCUCGCGAACGACAGCAGGGUUGCGGAUGAGUGGAACCAAUUCGCCGGCCCGGGCGGUCAGAGCCAUUGGAAUGAGGACUAUGCCUCUUCCUACAUCCGCCUGAGCUUGCUCGGCGUCAACAACAUCAACAGCCUCACCGAGUGCACAAAGGUGCUGCCAGCUGCGCGGCCCACGUUCUCUUUCGCGGGCCAACUGUAUGUCGAUCAGUAA
Messenger RNA from Coniosporium apollinis CBS 100218, 1155 nucleotides. RefSeq lists its product as uncharacterized. Gene Ontology annotation, molecular function: heme binding; peroxidase activity. Lineage: Eukaryota; Fungi; Ascomycota; Dothideomycetes. Gene Ontology annotation, biological process: cellular response to oxidative stress; response to reactive oxygen species; hydrogen peroxide catabolic process. The transcript has 2 exons. Bases 1 to 1155 code for a protein of 384 amino acids. The record is from RefSeq and is a predicted model, not a curated record.